Messenger RNA from Nelumbo nucifera (sacred lotus), 4400 nucleotides. Its product is annotated as auxin response factor 19-like. Gene Ontology annotation, cellular component: nucleus. The record is from RefSeq and is a predicted model, not a curated record. Gene Ontology annotation, molecular function: DNA binding. Gene Ontology annotation, biological process: regulation of DNA-templated transcription; response to hormone. Lineage: Eukaryota; Viridiplantae; Streptophyta; Magnoliopsida; Proteales; Nelumbonaceae.
GAAGGAGAGCAUAACUUUCUUUCUUUCUAUUUGUUCUAUUUCUUUUCACUUGGGUUCUGAAACUUCGAGCUUCAGCGGAUGAAUCAAUUUCGAUUUUGAUAUAUUCCGGGCUUUGGAGAUCGCUUGAUAGGAAAUCUUUGACAUUAGUCCUUGUUUCAAAGCAAGUUGAGCUGGGGGCUUGGACUGGCUUGAUCUUUCGGUUUCUCUCAUUCUUCCAAUCUUUCUUUUUGUAUUUCUGAUUCAUCUUCGGCUAUUAACAAAUACGGUAGGUUGUUGCAAGUUUGGAUUGCCGGUUGUUUCUUCAGUGAAAAAGAGCAUCAUGGACAAGUAUCCGGCUGAAAUCCGAAAUCGUUUCUCUUCUGGUGAAAUGACGACUUGAAGCUUCUUCCCUUCCCAACUUUCCCGGCGAAGCGUGUGGAAGAAAUUGCCGGAUCCUGUACAAUGAAGGCGCUGGCGAACAGUGCUGUGUCAACGGCAAAUGCGUGCGAAGGAGAGAGAAAAAACAUCAACUCUGAACUAUGGCACGCGUGCGCCGGACCUCUGGUCACCAUGCCGCCGGUCGGUAGCUACGUCGUUUAUUUCCCACAAGGCCACAGCGAACAGGUGGCAGCAUCUAUGCAGAAGGAUGUAGAUGCUCACAUCCCUAAUUACCCUAAUCUUCCAUCAAAACUAAUCUGCCUCCUUCACAAUGUUACACUACAUGCGGAUACUGAAACAGAUGAAGUUUAUGCUCAAAUGACACUUCAGCCAGUUUCUACGUUUGACAAGGAGGCAUUACUGCAAUCAGAUCUUGCACUCAAAUCAACUAGACCACAAACAGAAUUUUUCUGUAAAACAUUGACUGCAAGCGACACAAGCACUCAUGGAGGUUUCUCCGUGCCCCGCCGUGCAGCAGAGAAAAUAUUCCCCCAUCUUGAUUUCUCACAGCAGCCACCUGCUCAAGAACUGGUGGCCAGAGAUUUGCAUGAUAAUGUAUGGACCUUCCGCCAUAUCUAUCGAGGUCAGCCUAAAAGGCACCUACUUACAACAGGUUGGAGCUUAUUUGUUAGUGGAAAGAGGCUUCUUUCUGGGGAUUCCGUCUUAUUCAUUAGAGAUGAAAAGCAGCAGCUCCUCUUGGGUAUAAGGCGGGUUAACAGACAACCCACAAAUAUUUCAUCAUCAGUCUUAUCAAGUGAUAGUAUGCAUAUUGGCAUCCUAGCAGCAGCAGCCCAUGCAGCUGCAAACCACAGCCCCUUCACAGUGUUCUAUAAUCCAAGGGCUAGCCCUUCAGAAUUUGUCAUUCCUUUAGCCAAGUACUACAAGGCAGUAUACAGUAACCAAAUAUCCCUUGGUAUGCGGUUCCGGAUGAUGUUUGAAACUGAAGAGUUAGGAACGAGAAGGUAUGUGGGGACAAUUACAGGCAUUAGUGAUCUUGAUCCUGUAAGGUGGAAAAACUCACAAUGGCAUAAUCUGCAGGUUGGCUGGGAUGAGUCCACAGCUGGGGAAAGGCGUAACAGGGUCUCAAUAUGGGAGAUUGAACCAGUGGCAGCUCCAUUUUUCAUUUGCCCACCUCCUUUCUUCAGAUCUAAGCGCCCAAGGCAACCAGGAAUGCCAGAUGAUGAAUAUUCUGAUUUGGAUAACCUUUUCAAGCGGACAAUGCCUUGGCUUGGUGAUGAUAUCUGCAUAAAGGAUUCUCAUACUCAGAAUGCUGUGUUACCUGGCCUGAGCUUGGUGCAGUGGAUGAAUAUGCAGAACAAUCCUUCUCUUGGCAACUCAACCUUGCAAUCGGAUUACUUGCGUUCUCUGGCUGGACCAGUUCUGCAGAACCUAGCUGCUACAGAUAUUUCCCGUCAGUUAGGCUUACAGGGACCACAGGUCUUGCAGCCAAACAACCCAAACUUCAAUAUACAGAGGCCACCUCAGCAAAUACAACAGCUUGAACAGAUAACAAAAUUACCAACUUCAUUGAACCAAUUAGGCUCCGUCAUGCAGCCACAGCAACAGUUGGAUGACAUUAGCCAGCAACCCAGACAGAAUUUAAUUAAUCAAACACUUCCUUCAAACCAAGCCAAGGCGCAAUUGUUACAGUCUCAAGUUUUAAUGCAAUCUCCCCUUGUUCAUCAACAGAAAGCGCUUAUCGAGAACCAUCAACUCCCUGGUAACCUUCCUCAGAUCCCACAGCAGCAGCAAUUGCAGCAACUACAGAUACAACAGCAACUACAGCAGCAGCAGCAAUUGCAACAACUACAGAUACAACAGCAACAACAGCAGCAGCAGCAGCAUUUGCAGCAACUACAGAUACAACAGCAACAGCAGCAGCAGAAACAACAACAACAAUACCAACAACAACAGCAACAAGUUAAUGGUCAAAUCCAACAACAAAACCGUAUGCCAGUUCAGCUCCCUCAUCAAGUGAAUCAACAGUUACAGAUGUCAGAACAUCAAAUCCAGUCACAACUGUUACAAAAGCUUCAGCAGAAACAACAGUCACUCUUGUUGCAGCAGUCUACACAGCAACAGACACCACAACUAAUUCAACUCCAUGAGCAGCAUAAGCAAUUCUCGGAAGUUCCUCAAACUUUAUCUAAUCCCAACUCAUUUGCUCAGCAGAACAUGAUCCCUCAGCAUAUAACAAAUAAUAACGCCCAGCCAUGUAUCCAGUUCUCUCAUCCAGCACAGCAGCAGCAUCAGGCACAGCAAAAGCUUCAGCAGCAGCUUCCUCUUCCUCCAGCACUGACAACAAAUAUGCUUUUAACCACAGGCAGCAAUAUAUUGACAGCUACUGGAGGGGCACAGUCAGGGAUAACUGAUGAGCUUCCUUCUUGUUCCACCUCUCUUUCCACAAACAACUGUCUUAAUGUAGCCCAGCCCAUUCUAAGCAGUAGGGCUUACCGUAGCACGUCAUUGACAGAGGAGAUGUCUCAGUCCACAGUGAUGCCUUCGAGUCCUAAAACAUUGGAAGCCAUGUCAUCUGGCCCAAACUUGGCGAAAGAUUUGCAACAGAAAUAUGUUGUUAAACCUUCAAUUCCCAUUUCUAAGAGUCAGACUCAAGGGGCUGUUACCCCACAAACAUGUUUAAAUGCAACGUCCCAAAUGGAUUGUUUGGACACAUCAUCAGCAACUUCAGUUUGCCUUUCCCAGACUGAUGGGCCUUCACAGAACUUUCCGUUGUCCUCUUUCGAUCAACAAUCAAUGUUGUUCAAAGACGCAAGUCAGGAUGAGGAAGUGCAGACUGAUCCUAGAAAUAACACACUUUUUGGGGUUAACAUUGAUGGUCCUCUUGGGAUACCUUCGACUCCUGAUCCAUUGCUGGCAAAGGGAGUUGGAUCAGGAAAUGAUUUUUUGAACAAUCUUUCUUCAGGUGGCAUGCUUGCAAAUCAUGGAAAUUCAAAGGAGACUCAACAGCAACUUUCCUCAGUUGUUUCUCAGUCAUUUGGGGUACCAGACAUGGCAUUUAAUUCAAUCGAUUCUACCAUCAAUGAUAGUGGCUUCUUGGGAAGAGGCACGUGGACUCCACCAACCCCCCAAUUUCAGCGAAUGCGGACAUUCACAAAGGUAUACAAGCGGGGAGCCGUUGGCAGAUCCAUUGAUAUAACUCGUUAUUCUGGCUAUGAUGAGCUCAAACAAGAUUUGGCACGUAGAUUUGGAAUAGAGGGGCAGCUUGAGGAUCAACAAAGAAUAGGAUGGAAGCUUGUAUAUGUGGACCAUGAGAAUGAUGUCUUACUAGUGGGUGAUGACCCUUGGGAGGAGUUUGUGAAUUGUGUUAGGUGCAUCAAGAUAUUAUCCCCUCAAGAAGUUCGGCAGAUGAGCUUGGAUGGAGAUUUUGGAACCGGUGUCCUUCCAAUUCAGGCCUGCAGCAGCUCUGAUGGAGGGAUUGCUUGGAGAAAUGGUCAGUGUGACCAGAACUCAAGUAAUCCUUCUGCUGGGUCGUAUGAUCACUGAAAGUUUGCAUGGAGAUGUGUUUGACACAGCAAGAGACUUCUCCAUAUAAUAUCAUAUUAAUCAGCCAGUGAGUGUAUGUGUGGGAUCUCCAAGUGCUGAUAUUUGCUGCUUCAGAUCUUAAUCUUGCUACAUGUUUGCAGAAGGUGCAAGGAAAUAAUGCUGGUAUCAAGACACCGAAAACUAUCUUCCAUAGGCAGUCAAGGAUCAUUUGCUGAACUUGGAAUCAGCAAUGGAAAUAUUGAGGUCAGAGCCAGAUGAAAUAAAGAUCAAUUUUCCCUCCCAGGGGCCUUGCAAAAGCACCAGAGCUUGGUAUUUGUACCACUUGUUUUCAAAAUGUACACGUGUAGAUUUAUUUCUGUUUUUACUCUCCCUCGGUUAAUUGCUUCUGUAAAUUAUACGAGUACUGUACCCUAAUAUUGGCACAACAAGCCUUUACAGAGAAUGGAAUGGAACAUUGGGCAUUCAUCCCAUAUGUGAUA